Messenger RNA from Poecile atricapillus (Black-capped chickadee), 1335 nucleotides. Its product is annotated as cytoglobin-like. Gene Ontology annotation, molecular function: iron ion binding; oxygen binding; heme binding. The coding region runs from base 75 to 530 and encodes 151 amino acids. Gene Ontology annotation, biological process: oxygen transport. NCBI's taxonomy places the organism in Eukaryota, Metazoa, Chordata, Aves, Passeriformes, Paridae. The transcript has 3 exons. The record is from RefSeq and is a predicted model, not a curated record.
CAGAAAGACCCUGCCAGGACCUCCCUGUCCUUCUCCCUCCUGCUGCAGCCUCCAUUGCCAACAUCUCCUCCACCAUGUCGCUCUCUGAAGCAGAGGUGCAAAGUGCCCGUGGUGCCUGGGAGAAGAUAUAUGUGGAUGCUGAGGACAAUGGGACAGCUGUGCUGGUCAGGAUGUUUACCGAGCACCCAGACACCAAGUCCUACUUCACACAUUUCAAAGGUAUGGACUCUGCUGAAGAGAUGAAACAGUCAGAUCAAGUCAGGGGCCAUGGCAAGAAGGUUUUCAGUGCCAUCAACGACAUGGUGCAACACCUGGGCAACUCUGAGGCUUUUCUUGGGAUAGUGACCCCACUCGGCAAGAAACAUGCCACCCAGCUGAAGAUUGACCCCAAAAACUUUAGGAUUAUCUGUGACAUUAUUUUACAAUUGAUGGAGGAGAAAUUUGGUGGAGACAGCAAAGCUUCAUUUGAGAAGGUGACCAAUGAAAUCUGCACCCACCUGAACAAUAUCUACAAAGAGGAGGGUUGGUGAGGAUGUGAACCUUCCAGGCUCUUUAAACAACUUGCCAGCACUGAUUAGCUGCUUUUGGGCCCCCAGCCACAGCUGGAAAAAUUAAAAUUUAAAAAUAAAAACAGGCAAGAAAAAAGGCUUACACAAUAUAGAUAUCAAUGUCAAUAAUUUUCUUAGCAAACUGAGUUUCUACAGCUAAACAAAACCCACAGAUACAUCAAAGUCAACCAACAAAUCCCAAUGUGCUUUGCAGUUUCAGCAUUUCAGGUGGGUUCCUCUGGCCACCGUCCUUGAAGAUUACAUUUUAAGAUGGUGACUUUAAGCUUUCUAUUCCUAAAAGAAAGACUUGCUCCUUCCAGCAGCACCAGCAGCUCUUUGGCUCACCUACCACCUCUCCAUCCUCAUGGAUGACCUGAAGGAGACCAUUUUGAAGCAUCUCCAGAAUCUUGGUAGAGGUCAUUAUUUAAAAGGCAUGAGUAUUGUUUUGUGUUUGCACUUAAACAAGGGGGAAGUGGUGUACGGGAAUGACCAUCUGAGAGAUAUGAGGGAAGUCCCAUCUUGCAUGAACCAGGAGAGUCACCCAACCUUGGUUUCUCAGAGCAGCUUUCAGCACGAGGGAUGACAACAUUGAGUGUAGUCACCACUGGACCCCUCUGGGCAGGGAGGAACAUCUUCAGGCUGUGGAUUUCAAUGUGUUACUCCAAGGAAACUACUUGGGUUGCAUUCCCAGAUGAAGCAAGAGUUGAGUUCACUGGCUCUUGUUCACUCAAAAUGCACCCAGCUGAUGGAGACUGCUGUCUCACUGCAUGGGCAGCACGGGGGAGCU